This is a messenger RNA of Toxotes jaculatrix (banded archerfish), 3795 nucleotides long. RefSeq names its product glutamate receptor, ionotropic, N-methyl-D-aspartate 3A (gene grin3a). Gene Ontology annotation, molecular function: NMDA glutamate receptor activity; transmitter-gated monoatomic ion channel activity involved in regulation of postsynaptic membrane potential. Gene Ontology annotation, biological process: monoatomic ion transport; ionotropic glutamate receptor signaling pathway; synaptic transmission, glutamatergic. Gene Ontology annotation, cellular component: postsynaptic membrane; plasma membrane. The coding region runs from base 1 to 3795 and encodes 1264 amino acids. The record is from RefSeq and is a predicted model, not a curated record. Lineage: Eukaryota; Metazoa; Chordata; Actinopteri; Toxotidae. The transcript is spliced from 10 exons.
AUGAUGAAGACGGGGGUGAUGAUGAUGAUGAAUGGCCCGGCAGCUCGAGCAGGCACCGGGGUCUCGCCACCGUUAUGUUUCCUACUGUGCGCUCUCGUCUUUCUCCCUCCGUGCGCUCACUCGCACCCGCAGCCGUGCCAGGUGCUGAAACGGAUCGGCCACACGGUUCGGGUCGGGGUUCUGCACGUACAGCCGCGCUUGUUCUCCGCCACUGCGGGCAGCCAGUAUGAGGACUGGGAAACCGAGGGGGGCUUGACAGGGAGCGGAGAGCGACAGCUGAAGUUGGAAAAGCAGGUUAAAACAAGUGCCGGUGCGCCUGGAUACGGAAGCCUCAGGACUAGAGGCACUGCUUAUAGCCAGCGGGGAGCCAACAGGAGUAAGAACCAGGCUCGGCAGCGGGAGGAGAACACCUCGAGGGAGAACCGGGUGUUCGCACCCCGAGACUCGAUCCUUCUCGCUGUCGAGGCUCUGAACCGGGCCGGAUUGCUGCCCUAUAAUUUGUCUCUGGAGCUGGUCAUGGCCGUGGGGUCCGGACUCGGCGAGCUGCCCGCGUUCUCCUUCUCCUCCGCGGGUAACCCCGAGAACGAGGACCCGCUGUCCUUUAUGGAGAGCGUGUGUCACACCGUGGUUGUGCAGGGGGUUUCCGCCAUGAUCGCCUUUCCACGGAACCGGGACGAGUUCGUCAAGUUGGAAUUCGUCUCGCUGGCGCUUCAGGUGCCAGUCGUUAGCGUUGUGCAGAGGGUGUUCACGCGCCACAGUGAGAAUCCUCUCCACUUCCAAAUGGCAAUGCGGACCGUGGAGGCUCCACAAUCCCGUCUCCUCUACUUCCUGCUGAUGAUGAAUGGCUGGUGGGACAUCAGUGUUCUCCUGUGUCAGGAAUGGGACAUUAGCAACUUCCUCUUCCUCAUCAAAAACAACACCCGCUUCCACCUGGGCACUCUUGUCAACCUGACAACUACCGCUUCAACCUCAUCACCGUCUUCAUCUUUGCAAUCAUCCUCAGGAUUAGCAUCAGGUGUCGCAACGGGAGCGGAGGCUUCGUCGUCAUCAUCAUCAUCAUCGUCUUUACCCUAUUUUUCCUCCGCUGCCUCAGCCUCUGUUUCUUCAUCCACUUCCUCCUCAAAAUCAGACCAGCAACAAGCUCUCAUGCGGCAGCUGGAGGCCCUUAGAGAACCUUCAACCACAACAGGGGUGGUGACAUUUGGGUGUGAUAUCCGGGAGCUGCGCCGUCUGUGGACGCUAGCCACUCGAAUGAUGCUCCCAGAGUUUCACUGGGUCUUGGGGGACAGCCAGAAUGUGGCCGAGCUCAGAACAGAGGGGUUGCCCCUGGGGCUUCUGGCUCAUGGGGUUAUGGGGUCCCCUUCACUGGAUCACUACGUCCACGACUCACUGGAGCUGGUGGCGCGGGCAGUGGGCAGUGCAGCCCAGGAGAAUCCCGCUUUGGCACUCAUACCUGGGACUACUAACUGUAUGGAUGUACAACAGAGCAACGGCAGCUCGGGGGAAUACUUGGCAAGAUUUCUAUCCAACACAUCAUUUGAGGGCCAGAGCGGCUUUAUAUCCAGAGACAGUCACAGCCAGAAUGUCAUCUCAGAGGCCCAUCACUACAUCUGGUCGCUCCAGCUGGACCCCCUAGGCCAGCCAACCUGGACCCGCCUGGGACGCUGGCGCAGGGGGAGAGUUCUGAUGGACCAGGGGGCCUGGCCAAGCCGUCCGGGUUCUGGAGGCGGAGGUGAUUGGCGCCGACCCACAAGGCUACACAUGCGGGUGGUGACACUAGUGGAGCACCCCUUUGUAUUUACCCGUGAGGUGGACGGGGAUGGGUUGUGUCCCGCGGGCCAGCUGUGCCUCGACCCACUCACCAAUGAGUCUUCGGUUUUGGAAGGACUUUUCCAGAACCUUGCAGGACCCAAUGGAUCUGUUCCCACUGACUUGAAGAAGUGUUGUUAUGGAUACUGCAUUGAUCUCUUGGAGAAACUGGCAGAGGACAUGGGAUUCACUUUUGACCUCUAUAUUGUGGGCGAUGGGAAGUAUGGGGGGUUCAAGAAUGGCCGCUGGACGGGACUGGUGGGUGAUCUGCUCAGUGGCGCUGCCCACCUGGCAGUGACUUCUUUUAGCAUUAAUUCAGCCAGAAGUCAAGUCAUUGACUUCACAUCACCAUUCUUCUCCACCAGCCUGGGAAUUCUGGUUCGUACACGCGACACAGCUGCACCCAUCGGGGCCUUCAUGUGGCCUCUCCACUGGUCCAUGUGGCUCGGCAUUUUUGUCUCCCUCCAUGUCACUGCCGUCUUCCUCACCCUGUAUGAGUGGCACAGCCCGUUCGGUAUGACACCACGUGGGCGCAACCGCGACCGGGUCUUCUCCUUCUCAUCAGCGCUCAACGUAUGCUACGCUAUUCUCUUUGGGAGGACGGUGGCCAUCAAGCCCCCAAAGUGCUGGACAGGUCGUCUGCUGAUGAAUCUCUGGGCCAUCUUCUGCCUGUUCUGUCUGUCCACCUACACUGCAAAUCUGGCUGCCGUCAUGGUCGGGGAGAAGACCUACGAACAACUGUCAGGGAUUCAUGACCCAAAGUUGCACCAUCCCUCUCAGGGAUUCCGAUUUGCCACAGUGAGAGAAAGCAGCGCAGAGGACUACGUCAAGAAGAGUUUCCCUGAGAUGCACGAGUACAUGAGAAGAUACAAUGUCCCGGCCACACCCGAUGGCAUACAACAUCUCAAGGCUGACCCUCAAAAACUGGACGCAUUCAUCAUGGACAAAGCUCUGCUGGACUAUGAGGUCUCCAUAGAUGCAGACUGCAAAACACUAACCGUUGGAAAACCCUUUGCAAUAGAAGGCUACGGCAUUGGCCUCCCUCAGAACUCCCCACUCACAUCCAACAUCUCAGAGCUUGUUAGUCAGUACAAGUCAGAUGGCUUCAUGGACAUGCUGCAUGACAAAUGGUACAAGGUUGUGCCCUGCGGGAAGCGCAGCUUCGCUGUGACUGAGACGUUGCAGAUGGGCAUAAAGCAUUUUUCCGGUCUGUUUGUGAUGCUGUGCGUGGGAGUGGCCUUAUCUCUACUGACCACAAUAGCAGAACACAUUGUGUACAAGCUGGUGAUCCCGAGGGUCAAGGAGCCACGCUUCAAAUACUGGCUGCACACUAGCCAGAGAUUACACCGGGCCCUCAACUCAGUCUUCACUGAUGACAAACUACCGACUGUUACCAAGCCUGAGAAGAGGUGCAAUGAGGGAAACAACCAGUCAGCAUCUUGGAAUCCUGCAGAGUCCUCACACUGCAACAGGCGUAGGGUUCUCCCUCAAGAGAUGCAGAAUGAUCUGGAACGCCCAUCCUCCCAGGAUCUUCCUCCUCCACCGCCCCCUUCUCCCUUGUCUCACCCCCAUUCUCUUCCCCUACUGGAGAAACCACUGCCCAUAGUGACCACCUCUAACGGUCGCUCCGACCUGUUAGGGCGAGGACCGGGCCAAGGGUUGGGGUCAGGGCAGGGGGGCUCUGGACAAGGCUUAACACAGUGCCGUGGUUUGGGAGUGGGGGACUGCGGCCCCGGCUUGGGCGUAGGCCGGAAUCCUCUGGUACAGGAGCUGUCAGAACUGGAGGGUCAAAUCCUCGUAAUCAAGCAGCAGCUGCAGUCAGCCAUGAGGAGGAAGAGAGAGCUAGAACAGUACCAAUCAGAAAACCAGCAUGCAAAUCAGACUUCACCCGGUCAGCCCACUACUCUCCAGUCUAACCAGUUUGCUCAGUAUACCCAGUCCCACCAGCAGACUAAACAACACACAAACACACUCCCGGAGUUCUAA